ACCACCCGUGGGGCAUAUAAGCUGGAGAGGUAAGUCCGGUGGUGAUAGCUUGCGCGCAUAUAGAGAUAGACUCAAGAUCACUUAGACUGCUACCGGUUUUCCCACGGAAGUGGCGUUGCAACUGGACCUUUCACAACCCCACACCCGGAACUCUUUCAUAACUCUCGCUCACGUCUUUCCUAUCACAACAGUUUAGGGCAGAUAUUGCACGCACAUCUACCCACCACCAUCUUGGUCAAUCACCAGCAUCGUCUUCGACCCACCGCCUCCUCAACCGCAUAACAGAAGAGUAAACAUGUCUCUAUCAGUUCCCGGCCAAAAGCCCGUGGCGUCCCCAGCGGGUGCCACCGACGGAUACACGAGCAACGUCUUUGCCGGAAAGCAGGACCAGCUGCACAAAGUUUGCGCGUAUGUCCAAGAAAAAGGUUUUAUUCCCAGCGAACUCGUGCUCAACGAAGUGUCCUGGUUCUACGGAAACUUGGGUAUCGACGACAUGUAUUUCCAGCUGGAGAGCAUAGAUACGAUCGCUCAGCAUAUCAUGGCUCUUUACGGAGCGAAAAUCUCUGCCUUCAUUAAGAACGAGAAGGCGUUAGAUAUAGAGUUGGAAAGGGAAACCGAUGACGGCGCUGUUUACAUCAACACGUCCGCCCCGGGUGUCUCGAAUUUGGCCGGCCCGCAACACGAAAAGAGGAUUGAUACCCGCUACCUUGACCAGAGCACAAAGAACUCCGCGUACCGUUUGGAAAGUUACCGCUCGACCGGCACUGUUUCGAGCUCCCUUUCCACUCAACUGCGUUGUUACUUUGUUCGCAAAUGCUCUUUCGCAAAGCCCGAGCCUACUGGCGACGAAGUCAACAAUAUCCAGCUUGUUGGUGACAAGACAUUUUUGGAAAAGGCCACGGAGAACACCCUCGAGAUCUACUCCACGGUCAUGAAGCAUGCCUUGUUGCGGACUGGGCCUGUGAUUGAAGUUUACGACAUUCCACGGAGUCGUGUCAAGCGGUUGGUCAUGGCCUUCAAGCACCGUACUACGCAGGGCGUUUUGUCCGCGAUUUCCGACCUGUACCACUACUACGAGUUGUACUCGACUCGCAAGUAUGUGGAGCACUUCUCCAACGGCAUCACUAUUCACUGCAUGUACCUCGACCAGCUUCCGGGCAGCAAGGCUCCUCCGAUCGAGGCCUCCAUCUGGCAAGUCAUGAAGGAGGCCAGUUUGAUAUACUGCCUUCCUUCAUCGCCUCUGCAGUCGUUCUUCCAAACUGGACAGCUCAGCGUACAGGAAACCGUUUAUGGAUACGUUGGAUGGAUAUUCGCACAGCAUUUCCUCAACCGUCUCGGGAACGAAUAUGUUGCGCUCUCGUCCGCUCUUGAUAUGAACAAUCAACUGCACGUCGAGGUGUUGCAAAAGAUCAAGAAGAGGCUGAGGUCUGACACCUUCACACGCGAAUAUAUCCUCGACAUAAUCAAGCUGUACCCCGAGCUUCUGAAGUUGCUUUACACCAACUUCGCCAUGAUGCACUACAUCAACCCACCGCACGACGACAUGAAGAUUUCGCUCUCAUACCAGCGUCUCCAAACCACCCCGGUCCUCUCUGAGGACGAGCUUCUUGACAAGAUCAGGAAAACCGUUGCCAACACGCACGAGCUGAUGAUCUUCCAGUCGUACCUUACCUUCAACCGUCACGUCUUGAAGACUAACUUUUACCAACCUACCAAGGUGGCUCUUUCCUUCCGCCUCGACCCUGCCUUCCUUCCCGAAAUUGAAUACCCCACCCGUCUUUUUGGAAUGUUCUUCGUGAUUGGAAGCGAGUUCCGCGGUUUCCACCUGCGGUUCGACGAUGUCGCUCGUGGUGGUAUCCGUCUCGUGCGAUCCCGAAACAAGGAAGCCUACUCAAUCAACUUGCGUAGUUUGAUGGACGAGAACUACAACUUGGCCGCCACUCAGCACCGCAAGAACAAGGAUAUCCCCGAAAGUGGUUCGAAGGGUACGAUCUUGUUGAACUUUGACCAACAAGAUAAGCCCCGCGUUGCCUUCGAGAAGUAUGUCGAUGCCAUCCUCGACCUUUUGAUCCUCGGCGAGACUCCCGGAAUCAAGGAAAAGAUUGUCGACUUAUACGGCAAACCCGAGAUCCUUUUCUUCGGCCCCGAUGAGGGAACCGCCGACUACAUGGACUGGGCGAGCCAGCAUGCCCGCAAACGUGGCGCUUCCUUCUGGAAGGCCUUCACCACCGGCAAGUCCCAGUCCCUCGGAGGAAUUCCCCACGACACUUUCGGUAUGACAACGCGCUCUGUACAUCAGUACGUGCUCGGAAUCUACCGCAAGCUCGGCAUCAAGGAGGAAGCCUGCAAGAAGCUCCAAACGGGUGGUCCGGACGGUGACUUGGGAUCCAACGAAAUCAAGAUCUCGAAAGACAAGACAAUCGGUAUCGUCGAUGGUUCCGGUGUCAUUUACGACCCCGAGGGUCUCAACCGCGAGGAGCUUUUGCGCCUCGCCACCAAGCGCUUGAUGAUCAGCCAGUUCGAUAUCGCCAAGCUGAGCUCGAAUGGGUUCCGCGUCUUGGUCGAUGAGAACAAUGUGAAGCUCCCUGACGGAUCCAUCGUUGACAGCGGUGUCAAGUUCCGCAACGAGUUCCACCUCAACCCGCUUGCUGCGUCUGACGUCUUUGUGCCAUGUGGUGGACGUCCUGAGGCUGUGGAUCUCAGCAACGUCGCCCAGUUGAUCAACGAGGAUGGCACGCCUCGUUACAAGUACAUUGUCGAAGGUGCCAACUUGUUCUUCACUCAGGAAGCACGUCUCCGCCUCGAGAAAGCCGGCGCAAUCGUCUUCAAGGACGCCUCCGCCAACAAAGGCGGCGUGACCUCUUCCUCCCUCGAAGUCCUCGCCGCCCUCGCCUUCGCCGACGAUGAGUUCGAAGAGAACAUGCAAGUCAAGCCCAACCACACCCCGCAGUUCUACCUCGACUACGUCAAAGCUGUGCACACCAUCCUCGAAAAGAACGCCGAAUUGGAGUUUGAAGCAAUCUGGAAGGAGGCGGCCCGCACCGGCCGCGCGAAAUCCAUCAUCUCCGAUCAGCUGAGUACCGCUAUCGUCAAGCUCAACGCGGAGCUGCAGCAGACGACGCUGUGGAACAAUGUGCCGUUGAGGCUGAUUGUCCUCGCUGAGGCGUUCCCCAACAUAUUGCUGGAGAAGCUGGGUCUGGAGACGUUGCUGAAGCGUGUGCCGGAGCAGUAUGUCAAGGCUAUCUUUGGAAGUUACCUGGCCAGUCGAUUCAUCUACAAAUACGGCGGAGAACCCAGCCAAUUCGCCUUCUUCGAAUUCAUGGCGCCUUACUUCACUAAAGUGUCGCAAAAGACCCCCAAUGGCACGGUCUAAGACAACCAACCCAGACAUUCUUCACGGACAAGUUUCGUUCCCCGGACUCUCUUUUUUGUUUUGAUCCUUCGUACAAUCUUCUUUUAGAUUCUCUUUGCUUGCAUGCAUUUGUCGCUUUCUUUUUUGUCAUUUGGAAUGAGAUUUUGUAAACGUUUUUGCCUCGAGGACGUUGUGUGACGACGCCAUGUCAGGACGGCAGUUAUGAGGAGCAAGUGCUCAAGAACUUCCUUCUAACAUCAUGAAUAUUGGAUAAGACGAGGUUGCCGU
This is a messenger RNA of Fimicolochytrium jonesii, 3640 nucleotides long. Its product is annotated as Glutamate/Leucine/Phenylalanine/Valine dehydrogenase-domain-containing protein. Gene Ontology annotation, molecular function: L-glutamate dehydrogenase (NAD+) activity. The transcript has 6 exons. Gene Ontology annotation, cellular component: mitochondrion. The record is from RefSeq and is a predicted model, not a curated record. Lineage: Eukaryota; Fungi; Chytridiomycota; Chytridiomycetes; Spizellomycetales; Powellomycetaceae. Bases 296 to 3373 code for a protein of 1025 amino acids.